Messenger RNA from Sardina pilchardus (European sardine), 1027 nucleotides. RefSeq names its product chemerin-like receptor 1. Gene Ontology annotation, cellular component: plasma membrane. The transcript has a single exon. NCBI's taxonomy places the organism in Eukaryota, Metazoa, Chordata, Actinopteri, Clupeiformes, Clupeidae. Gene Ontology annotation, molecular function: complement receptor activity; G protein-coupled receptor activity. The coding region runs from base 1 to 1008 and encodes 335 amino acids. Gene Ontology annotation, biological process: positive regulation of cytosolic calcium ion concentration; complement receptor mediated signaling pathway; inflammatory response. The record is from RefSeq and is a predicted model, not a curated record.
AUGGGCAGAGACUCAGGAAUAAAUGGAACAUUGGUUUCAAUGGUCCAUGACGAAACUAAUGAUUAUACAUACAAUCCUGACCUUGAACCACCUGCUCGUCUGUCUUGUGACGCUCUGUGUGCUUUUGUCCUGACAUCAAACAUCAUCAUCUUCAUUCUGGGCAUUGUGGGAAAUGGCCUUGUCAUUUGGAUCAUUAGCGUAAAGACAAAACGCACGGUCAACUCCUCAUGGUACCUGAGCUUGGCAGCGUCUGACUUCUUGUUCUGCGCGACUGUUCCUCUCAACGGUGUCUAUAUGGCAACUGGACACUGGCAUUUUGGACAUUUCAUGUGUAAGUUCGUAUCUGUGGCCUUCCCCCUUAACAUGUACAGCAGCAUUUUCCUCCUGCUUGUCAUCAGUGUGGACCGCUGCAUGUGUGUCGUAUUUCCUGUGUGGACUCAGAACCACCGGACUCUGAGGAAGUCUUCUGCCAUCAUUGUCCUGGUCUGGAUUGUCUCUGCACUGCUAACUCUACCCUCCUUUGUGUUUCGUACUAUAGAAGAUGAUACCAAGUGCAUCCAUGAUUAUGAUUCCACUGCAUUUUCCCGUAAAAACACUGUGUUGAUUGGUUUUAUAUUUGGACUUGCCAUCCCUCUGAUGGUGAUAGUGAUCUGCUACUCUGUUAUUACGCUGAAGCUGAGAGCCAAUCGUAUGAUGAGAUCUUCAAAGCCCUUUAAGGUGAUGACCGCUGUCAUAAUCACAUUUGUAAUCUGCUGGCUUCCUUUCCAAAUCUUUCAGCUGCUGGAAGUCUACCAUGCAUCAUAUUCUCAUACCCUGUUGAAAAUAGGGAUUCAAGUAACAAUGACCUUAGCCUAUGCCAACAGUUUCAUGAACCCAAUUUUGUAUUCAUUCAUGGGUCAGGACUUCAGGAAUAAAUGCCUGAUGUCCGUUCUUUCAAGGAUGGAAAAUGCCUUGCGGGAGGAAGGCUGUUCCACAAAAGCUAUGUCCAUGUCAAAAUCAAGCUCUUAAUACUGUAUCUGUUUGCACA